ACUUGUUAUAGAGUAUGGAAAAGCAAGCGGAAUAUAAUUUCGCAUUCACUUGGAUUAUUAAAAAAUUUAGCAUGUAUCAUCACUCAUGCAAACAAUUUAUAUGUAGCCCCGAGUUUGCUUUAUAUUGUUUACCCCGCAUGAAGUUGCGUAUUGAGUUAUAUCCGAGAGGAGAUAGUAAUGAGAGCUACGUAGCAGUGUAUCUCAAAAGAACUGAUGAUAUUCCAGAAACUUGCAACAUAUCUUUCACAGUGGAAGGAGUAGAUUGCAAGGACACUUUUUUUUGCCGUCAUAAAGGUAGGAAGAUAUUUAAACCUCAAACAGGUUCGGGCUAUUCAAGUUGUAUUAAAAGGAAUACUGUUCAGUCGUUUAUAAAUGAUACCUUAAUUCUGAAAUUUACUUUGAAGCCCGUGUGUGAGGCAAGUAAAGAACAAAUACUGACUCCUCAUACUGAUCUAGAACUUCCUUACAAACCUGGACUGUUUGCGGAUGUCGUGUUACGCGCAAGCAGUGAAGAAUUCAAAGUAAAUAAAGCGGUUUUGUGGGCGAGAUGGCCCAAACUUGUAGAAAAAAUGGAUGCAGAGGAGACUUGCGAAAAAGAUUUCGAUAUGAGAUCGGAUGUACUGGAGGCUAUAAUUGGAUACGUUUACACCGGAAAAAUAGAUAACACUAAAUCUGACUUGUUUGCGGAUCUCUAUGCAGCUUCAGAGAAAUAUGAGCUCCUCAGUUUGCAAUGUUUACCAGUUGUGGCACAGACAGUACGAACCCAUAUUAAUGUCAAGUCAGUAUCAUUUGAAUGGCCAAUUCAGAAUUUUUCUGGUUUGCCUCUUAAUACAGUGUUGCAUAGUCACGUAUUCAGCGUGGAUAUUUUGAAGUCUUGUAAAUGGAACCUAAGACUUCACAUGCUUAAUACAGUCUUCGAUAGUAGAGUCUUCGAUAUUUCCCUGUGCAAAGUAUAUGAUCCUGAAACCAGGCCAAUUUUCGUCAGAAGCAAGAUAUCGGUCCAUGGAACAAAUUUUUCUGAAAAUGAACACUUGUUCGAAACGGAUAAAUAUUGGAAAUGUGGAGAUUUUUCACAUCCUGCUUCCUUAGGCCCUUGGCCUUACAAAGAAUUGUUUCUUAAGGUAGAAUUAAAGUUUUCUGACUGCAACAGUUUUUCUGAAAUAAUCAAAUCUUCUAACGCCUAUGUAUCUUCAGUAAUCUGCCAUUCUUUUAUCAGUGAUUUUAAAAGUCUUUACAAAAGUGGUAUGCUGUCCGACAUUAGUAUUAUCGUCGGUGAUAAAACAUUCCCCGAGCAUAAAUGUGUUUUAUGCGCCCGAUCUUCGGUGUUUGCGAGAAUGUUGCAAACGGGCAUGAUCGAAUCGGAAAGAAAUAGCGUGGAAAUUUCAGAUGUUGACCCUCAGAUUAUGGAUGAAUUCCUUUUAUUUAUGUACACCGGCAAUAUGGAAAAGUCAUUGGACGAAACAGCUGAGGAACUAUACGCGGUAGCCGAUAAAUAUGACGUUCCUGUACUUCAGAAAAAAUGUUCCUCUUUUCUGAAAUCGAAUCUCAGUGUUGGAAAUGUGUGCAGAAUUGUCCAGUUGGCCAGUUUUCAUUCUGAUGAUGAUUUAUACAAAAGUGUGCUUGAGUUUUCAUGUGCCCAUGCAGAGGAAAUUUUCUCUACUGAUGAAUGGAAAGCUGUCAAGAAUGCGAAUUGUUAUGUGAAACUUCUGCAGGAUAUGUUAAUUCAGAAAAAAUGUACAAAGUGAUUUGCAACUGAACUUCUGUAUUAUUUUGCGGAUACUGAAACUGAUUUGUAAAAAUUUUGCAUCUGCUUUGAUAAGAAACAUGGUAAAAAUUGAAGUAUAAUUUUGUGAUUUUUCUUCAGACUGCUGCGAAUAACAUAUUUAAUAUUUCGUAUUUGAUGAGAAUUCAGAUAUAUAGUAAAUUCAUAUUUUGUGACUCUUCUUUUAUAUUCUGUAACGAAAUAAAGAAAUUUUUGUGUCUUUAGAA
Messenger RNA from Stegodyphus dumicola, 1989 nucleotides. Its product is annotated as speckle-type POZ protein B-like. The record is from RefSeq and is a predicted model, not a curated record. Gene Ontology annotation, molecular function: protein binding. NCBI's taxonomy places the organism in Eukaryota, Metazoa, Arthropoda, Arachnida, Araneae, Eresidae.